Messenger RNA from Dimorphilus gyrociliatus, 529 nucleotides. The record is from the annotation of a GenBank genome assembly. NCBI's taxonomy places the organism in Eukaryota, Metazoa, Annelida, Polychaeta, Dinophilidae.
CAUGCCUAACACUAGACAUAGCGUUGGAAUGAGAUUAAUAGACUUCAUAGCUACUCAGUAUAACAUUGAAAUGAAAAUGAAUAAAAAAUGCUCAUGUUCUAUUGGAACCAUGACUCAUCCUAAAAAUAAUGAUAUUGAACUUGUCUUAGUCAAACCAAAGUCUUUUAUGAACAAUUGUGGUUGUAAAAUUGUGAAAUGCUCAAAAAUUUACCAAGUCUUUGAUCAUAACUUAUACUUGAUUCAUGACGAAUUAGACUUGGUUGUUGGUAAAUAUAAACUAAAAGAGAAUGGUAGUCCAAGAGGACAUAAUGGAGUUAGAUCGGUUCAUGAUAUUAUAAAUAAUCAGAGUCCUCCGAGGUUACUAGUUGGAAUUGAUAGGCCUACAUCGAGGAAUGAAGUAGCCGACUACGUCUUGAAUAGUUUUGAUAAUUUGCAAUCUAAAAAGAUAGACGAGAUAUUACCAAUAGCCGUUGACGUCUUAUUCGAGCAUAUCUUAAAGAAACAUAGGACUAUAUCUGUAGAAUCGUGA